Messenger RNA from Salvia hispanica, 1070 nucleotides. RefSeq lists its product as uncharacterized. The record is from RefSeq and is a predicted model, not a curated record. Lineage: Eukaryota; Viridiplantae; Streptophyta; Magnoliopsida; Lamiales; Lamiaceae.
CUCGCCAUUGCCAUUUGCUAUCUGUUUUGUCUCUCUAUCUUUUUUUUUUUUUUUAAUUUAGCGCUCACUUUUAUCAUUAUCAUUAUUUUUAUUUUUUUCUUUUAUUUUUUCGUUUCUUCUCAAGGAGUCUCGCAAUUUUUGUACAGCCUCUUCAGGUUUUCCAAGGUAGGAAAUGAACCGCUACGCAAUCCACCAAAACAGCUUUGCUGCCUACGAGGAGAUGAGAGGCAACGCCGCCGCCGCUGCCUGCAGAUCUGUGGAGAUGAAAGAAACGGUCAUCUGCCCUAAGCCGCGGCGGCUCGGCUUGCUCCACACCACUCUUCACGACCCGUCUUACCCGAGGCCUCUCAGAUGGCACGCUAGCCAUCACCAAGAGGUUUUUGAUUCCAAAGCUGGAAGCGAGCUUCUGGACAUCAUCCUAGCAAAGCAGGGUGGUGGUUGUGGUAGUGAUCAAGCAGUGCCCCCAUUUUUUUCCGGGUCGCCGCCGAGCAGAGUAUCUAACCCACUAAUUCAAGACGCGCGGUUCGUGGCCGAGCAUAGCACCCCUGUCCCCCCACACGCAACCCCGGCCCCUUCCCCCUCCUCUACCCGCAAGGGGGGCUGUGUCCGGGCGAAUUUUGGGAACAACCCGGCCGUGAGGGUGGAGGGGUUCGACUGCCUGGACCGGGAUAGGCGCAACUGCAGUAUCCCUGCCCUGGCAUAAGGUUUAGGAGUUUUCAAGAUUUUGAUCUGCUAAGUUAAGUGGAUGAUCAUUCAAAACAUGAUUAGGUAAUAGUAGUGUAUAUAUAUGGAUGUUGUUUGCUGUAAAUAAAGGGGUGGUGUAUGUAUUGAGCAGGAAAUAAUUUUAGGGUUGUUCGAGUUGAGGUGGGUUGGGCCCCCCUUAUGCUGUAAGUAGAGAGGUGAGAAGGGGGGGAAUAUGAAGUGCGUUUUGAUGUCAAUUUUGAGUAGGGCGGAAUAUGUAUAAAGAAUUAUGGAUAUAUAGCUGGCGCUGAGUCAAGAUGUUCUGUAGUCAACAAAAUUGAGUUUGUAAAACAUUUUAAUAUUAUAAAAAUUUCAUGUUUUUUUGGGUA